Tetranychus urticae (two-spotted spider mite) is the source of this 1016-nucleotide messenger RNA. Its product is annotated as U8 snoRNA-decapping enzyme-like. Gene Ontology annotation, cellular component: nucleus. Gene Ontology annotation, molecular function: phosphodiesterase decapping endonuclease activity; snoRNA binding. Lineage: Eukaryota; Metazoa; Arthropoda; Arachnida; Trombidiformes; Tetranychidae. The record is from RefSeq and is a predicted model, not a curated record. Gene Ontology annotation, biological process: sno(s)RNA catabolic process; mRNA catabolic process.
GGACAUUUAGAAAUCAAUUUUUCGAGAAAAUGAUUGAUUCGAUUGAAAAGGAACGUUUAAAGGAAUCAAUUAAUCCAUUAUGCACCAAGAUGGGAUUCGAGCCAAUAUGCUUGGAAGAAACGCUUAAAUUAACAGAUAAAAGGCAAUAUUGUCACGCAGCUCAUUGUUUACUGUAUUGUAAAAUAUCGGAUCACGGUGAUUCAGGUUAUUUUGGUCUUGGUCAGGUUCGCUAUGAUGGAUUCCUUGGUUUUCCUGGUGGAGUUGUAGGAGAAGAUGAACCAAUAUCAACUGUCGAUGGUCUUUUGAUAGGCCUAAGAAGAGAAUUAUUGGAGGAAAUAAAUUACAUUAGUCCUGAUGGUAAUCAUGGUUUCACUCAUGUUUCAAGUUACAUUAAAAGAAAAGUGGAACUGAAUAAUGAGGUUCAACAUGCAGAUUGUAAUAUUCACCAUUUUUUCCUAAAACAAAUAACCGAACAACAGUUUUCCCAAUGUGAGCUUAAUCACACAAAAUCAACCGAUUUUCCACUUGAAUCACUUGGCAUUUUCAGGAUACCCUUGAUUGAUCCUGCUUCCAUUGGUCAUCAAUCAUUGUUCCGUUUCUAUGCAGAUAAAGGUACUUUUCUGGUUAACUUCUUUAAACACAAUUUUGCUGGAACUGCCAAAGGACAACUCUUUGACUCUCUGGUUCACCUUGAUUGUAUAAGCCAUGAUUAUUUAACUAAAUUGAGGAAAUAUCUGGAAUGAAAAUACAAUGGAUUAAUUCAAAUUAUUCAACAUUUAAUUAAUUCUUACCUGUUCAUCCCUUUCAUUGGUAAUUUUUAUAAUGUUAACUCAACAGUCUGAUAUCAACAAGUCACAUGUUUAACUGAGCAUGUUGGAUAGAGUCAUUAGUUCCUCUGUUUUUACCAGAAAACCUAAUUUACAAUUUUGACAAUUAAAUAACACCAACAAAAUGUAUUAAUAUAAAGUUAUUAAGCGUUGUUAUUAAAGCCAUUGAAAUGUUUCAACGUUAUAAAA